CUGUGAAAUCCAUUGGGCCUAAUUGGAAAGCAAAAGGAUCAGUGUGCUGUGCGUUGCAGCGAUAGAGGAAAAAUGUUGAUUCGACGAUUGCCUUGGACGGCGAUUUCUUUUGCCGCACCACUUCCCUUCUGUUUCGGCGCUACCAAUGGACUUCCCAUUCGCAAGCAACUUAACUCUUCUCUCUUCUCCUUCUUCUGCUCCAGCUCCGGCGUCAAUCUCCCUCUACAACCUGGUCACGAAACGGAUACUCGUCACUCGCAGUCUCUGAAACCCGGUCUUUACCUCGUUGGAACGCCAAUCGGAAAUCUCGAAGAUAUCACACUGAGGGCUAUUCGCGUGCUGAACUCGGCUGACGUCAUACUCUCAGAGGACACUAGGCACUCUGGGAAGUUGCUUCAUCACUACAACAUCAAAACACCCCUUAUGAGUUAUCACAAGUUCAAUGAAUCGCAUAGGGAACAGCUUGUGCUGAGGAGGUUGAAGCAGGGUGAGAUUGUGGCUCUCAUAAGUGAUGCUGGAAUGCCAGGUAUAAGUGAUCCUGGUACGGAGUUGGCCAAAUUGUGUGUUAGUGAGAAUAUCCUGGUUGUUCCAAUCCCUGGUCCCUGUGCUUUGGUGUCGGCUCUUUCUGCCUCGGGUUUACCUACUGACGAAUUUACAUUUGUUGGUUUUCUUCCUAAGCAUUCGGGAUCGAGAAGAAAAAGGCUCAUGGUUUCAGCUGAUCAAACAACAACACAAAUAUUUUACGUUCCUCCUCACAAGCUUUCUCAGUUCCUUGAUGAGAGUUCUUCAAUUUUUGGUGAUGCAAGGCAAUGUGUUAUUGCUCGGGAAAUGACUAAGUUACAUGAAGAGUUUUGGCAUGGUACUCUUGGUGAAGCCAAGGAAGUAUUUUCUAUUCGUCAAGUGAAGGGAGAACUUACCAUAUUGAUCGAAGGGAAAGCAAAUUCUAAAGUUGAACCUCCGUCAGACACUGAGCUUGAGAGUGAACUAAGAGAACUGAUUGCUGGUGGCGAGAGUCUUUCCACGGCUGUCAAAUUGGUUACCAGCCGGACAUCAGUGAGUAGAAAAACUAUAUAUUCACUUGCAUUAAGAAAGUUUGGGAAGCAACUUGAAGUGGAUGAUGAUUCAAAUUAGUGCAGAUUAUUUCUGCAGAGACGUGAAAUGUACUAGGAAUUUGAACGGAUAAUAAAAGCUGAAAGAUAUAUAUUGAAAAGAGUGGAAAUGGCAAAGAUUGAAACUGGAGACAGCUGCGUGUUAAUGGACGAGACAGCCAAACUGGGCGGGCGGUCUGGAUCUCGGGCGCUGCACAGGGACAUAUCAUAGGCACAUGCAAAUUGCCCUUUUUCUCCCCCAAAGCGGGCCCCACCACUUAUUAUAUUCAUUGGGCCUAAUCCUUAUUGGGUUCCUUACUUAAUUAUAACAAUAACCCAACUCCAUCAACAACUCAACCACUCUUGAUCCUUCACUAAUGUAGUACAACUACAUGUCCACACCGUUUGAAAAAACCCUUGUAAUUCUUUUUUUCUUUUUGCUAUGAUCCUCCUUGUAAUUUACUCCUAAUUACAAUAAUACAACACUUGUUUAUUUUGUAA
Messenger RNA from Glycine soja, 1589 nucleotides. RefSeq names its product ribosomal RNA small subunit methyltransferase I. Bases 73 to 1131 code for a protein of 352 amino acids. NCBI's taxonomy places the organism in Eukaryota, Viridiplantae, Streptophyta, Magnoliopsida, Fabales, Fabaceae. Gene Ontology annotation, molecular function: methyltransferase activity. The transcript has 10 exons. The record is from RefSeq and is a predicted model, not a curated record.